CGGCUGCCCGGUGCGCCCUCGCCCGAGGGCCAGCUGAGCGCGGACCGCCGGCGGCGGCGCGAGGUGGGCCCGGCCCGGCGCUGCCCUGGACAGCGGCAAGUUUGGGAGUUGCACUAGUUUGCGGGGUGGGGGAGAGGCCGGCUGGGGGGCCAUGGAGGAGGAGCGGGGGUCGUCGCUGGCGGCCGAGUCGGCGCUGGAGAAGAACGUGGCGGAGCUGACCGUCAUGGACGUGUACGACAUCGCGUCGCUCGUGGGCCACGAGUUCGAGCGAGUCAUCGACCAGCACGGCUGCGAGGCCAUCGCGCGCCUCAUGCCCAAGGUCGUGCGUGUCCUGGAGAUCCUGGAGGUGCUGGUCAGCCGCCACCACGUCGCGCCCGAGCUGGACGAGCUGCGCCUGGAGCUGGACCGUCUGCGCCUGGAGAGGAUGGACCGCAUCGAGAAGGAGCGCAAACACCAGAAGGAGCUGGAGCUGGUGGAGGACGUGUGGCGGGGGGAGGCGCAGGACCUCCUUUCUCAGAUCGCCCAGCUGCAGGAGGAGAACAAGCAGCUCAUGACCAACCUCUCGCACAAAGAUGCCAACUUCUCCGAGGAGGAAUUCCAGAAGCACGAAGGCAUGUCGGAGCGCGAGCGGCAAGUGAUGAAGAAGCUGAAGGAGGUGGUGGACAAGCAGCGCGACGAGAUUCGCGCCAAGGACAGGGAGCUCGGUCUGAAGAACGAGGAUGUGGAAGCUCUGCAGCAGCAGCAGACCCGGUUGAUGAAAAUCAACCAUGACCUCCGCCACCGUGUGACAGUGGUAGAGGCCCAAGGGAAGGCCCUGAUCGAACAGAAGGUGGAACUAGAGGCAGAUCUGCAAACCAAGGAACAGGAGAUGGGCAGCCUACGGGCAGAGCUUGGGAAGCUGCGAGAGAGGCUGCAGGGCGAACUCAGCCAGAAUGGAGAGGAGGAGCCCGAGACAGAGCCGGGCGGGGAGGAGUGCGUCUCGGAGGCGGAAAAGGUGGCCAUGGAUCUCAAGGACCCCAACCGCCCCCGGUUCACACUGCAGGAGCUGCGGGACGUGCUCCACGAGAGGAACGAACUCAAGUCCAAAGUGUUUCUGUUGCAGGAGGAGCUGGCGUACUACAAGAGUGAAGAAAUAGAAGAGGAAAAUCGAAUACCCCAACCUCCAGCAGUGGUCCACCCGAGAAUAUCCCCCCAGCCUGAGUCCGGGAUCAAGCGACUUAAAGAAGGUCCAUUAAGUGACGGGUUUAGCUUCUUCUCCCGAGACAAGAAGCGUCUGGCCAACACGCAGAGGAACGUGCACAUCCAGGAGUCCUUUGGCCAGUGGGCCAACUCCCACCGCGAUGAUGGUUACACGGAGCAAGGACAGGAAGCCCUGCAGCACCUGUGACCACAGCCCCCACCUCCCCCACCCCCCCGCCCUCGGACCGGAACUGUCCCCCGCCAGCACCCGCAGCGGAACCCGACAGCCCCAGGUGUCUCGACCUUGCACACCUCUGGGUUCAGAAGCACCCUCAGAACUGAUCCCUCAAACAGACUGUCUCCUUUGAGGAAGCACACUGAAAAACUGACACCAAACUCGAAAGACAUGUUUAUUUAUACCCAGGGCUCUCACCAUUUAUAAUAGAUGACUGAUCCCUUAGGAUAUAUAUUUAAUAAUACCAUGAGCAGAGGCCAGACUUUUGCAUUAACUUCAGUAACAUAAGCUUCUUUAAGCCAAAUACAUCACAUGCACUGUAACUGCUGUUUGACUUGCUUUGUAUGAAAUUCUGUGUGUAGAGGUUUUAUUAACACAUUUAUUGUGCUCGAGUGGGAGGCAGGGAAGUGGUAGAUUCUCAUUAGAUCAUUCAGGAAGUUGUCAUGGUGGUAGCAUAAUAGGUAGGAGGCGUCCGUCAGAUAAGCGGAGCCUAUGAAGUCACCAGGCGAGCUGGCCCCACUUAGAUGGGAAGCAACGGAAAAUAGGGAUGACAGUCCCACCCAGAAACUGGAGAUGACUUGCAAGAGAGAGCCAGGGGUUCUUUUCUCACCUUGUUACUGACACUGCCUCGAGCAUGUAGCAAGUGCCUUGGAAUCAGCUGAGUUAUGCAGUACUAACCAAACAAAGUUGCUAAGGAUGAGACAUUGCAACCUUUCUCGUUUCUCAUUUGUAUUUUCCCCCCCCCUUGGCUUCUUUCUUCCUUUUAGCCUCCCAUGUAUCAAACACUUGGUCUCCUAUAAAGAAGACAAGUGUGCUGGAGUGGAUUUGGAAUGGGGUGGAGGAGCCUAGGGGAUACAGGACUUGGGGGAAGGAGGGAGGCUCGCCAGUGCGAGGGUGGUGGGUGAAGCGAUUGCUUGGGGACCACAUGUUGGGCUGACUCAUGGGGCUGGGGUGGCAGACAGAGAGCUAGAAUCCUGCAUCUGGUGAGCUGGGGUUUUGCCCAAAUAGCACUGUCUUUCUCCUACCCACAGAGAACCCAGGGCAACAGGCUGGGUGCUGACAGACUGAGAGAGGUAACAUUUGCUAACAGAACACAAGUACAUCGGAUGGGUCCGCAGUCUACACAUUGCUAAGAAACCAUCAGGUUGGUUUACAGAGUCGAUGGGAACUUUCCAGACUGCUGAAAAUAACGAUCAGACAGGAUAAUGUGGCUUUUGCACGGUGGUUCUCAAACCUGACUGGCCACGAGAUUUAUCAGUUGAUUUGGAGUAUAAAAGCAGGCGAGGAAGGAACCCCCUUCCCCUGGCCACCUUUAGUUGCCCUUUCCCCAGGAGUAGCCAGUGUUGCGUUUCUUGAGUGUCUUUCUUGAAAGAGCUUAUAAAUAUACAUGCGGUUAUGUAACAAGAUUUAUUUUUUCUUUUUUUUUUUUAAACAUAAAUGGCAGCAAACUAUA
Messenger RNA from Lutra lutra (Eurasian river otter), 2867 nucleotides. It is a transcript of the gene RILPL1, whose product is annotated as Rab interacting lysosomal protein like 1. The record is from RefSeq and is a predicted model, not a curated record. Lineage: Eukaryota; Metazoa; Chordata; Mammalia; Carnivora; Mustelidae. The coding region runs from base 152 to 1387 and encodes 411 amino acids. Gene Ontology annotation, cellular component: cytoplasm; ciliary basal body. Gene Ontology annotation, biological process: cilium assembly. The transcript has 8 exons. Gene Ontology annotation, molecular function: protein dimerization activity.